AUGAAAAUUAUGUUGUUUUUCUUUUUUGUAUUGAGUGUGUGGUCGAUUUCUUUUGAGGGUUGGGAGAGUCUUCACGGUAAGCACUUUGGCUUGGCAGAGCGUUUACGCCGUCGUGCCAUUUUUCACAUGAAUUCGCGAAUUGUCGAAAAUUUGAAUUCCAAAAAGAAGUUCCGAGUAGGGAUGGAAGGUCCAUAUGCUGCUCUGACAUCUUUGGAAUACCAAAAGAUGCUGAAUAAGUAUAUUGAACCUCCAACCAAUAUUCAAAGUGAUACUUUUCAAGCACAAAAGAAGAAUAUUCCUGAUUCAUUGGAUUGGAGAACAUACGGGUAUGUGACACCAGUGAAAGACCAAGGCAGUUGUGGGUCGUGUUACAUCUUUGGAGCAGUUGCCACAGUCGAGUCACGACUAUUAAUGACUGGUACGAGUGGGUAUACUUCAGACACAUUAGACCUUUCUGAGCAACAAGUUUUGAAUUGUAUACACUCUGUCAGAGAUGGGUGUAAUGGUGGAACCUUACAAGCGACGUACUCCUAUAUCAAAAACAAUGGAAUUAUGGAAGAGAAAGAUGAGAAGUAUAUCGCACAAUCGAAAACGUGCCAAGAAGACUUGAGUCUAGUCAAAGUGACAAUUGGCGGGAUGAGAACAGCAGAUAUUAGUGAUAAAGCGCUUACUGAAACUAUUGCAGAUGGACCUGUUGGCGUGUGUAUUGACGCUUCACAGCCAUCAUUCCAGUUAUAUAAAAGUGGUGUGUAUGAUGAGCCCAAUUGUAAGAAGCUAACAAAUCAUUGUUUGUCAGCAGUAGGGUAUGGGACACUUGAUGGGGACGAUUAUUACAUCAUUAAAAAUUCAUGGGGAGUGAAUUGGGGAUUAGAUGGGUAUAUUCUUAUGUCACGUAACAAGAACGAUCAGUGUGGUAUAUGUACUUCAAUAUCGUAUCCCGUUGAUGUGAAGUUGAUCUAA
This is a messenger RNA of Entamoeba invadens IP1, 960 nucleotides long. RefSeq names its product cysteine proteinase 1 precursor, putative. The transcript has a single exon. Gene Ontology annotation, molecular function: cysteine-type endopeptidase activity. Gene Ontology annotation, cellular component: lysosome. The record is from RefSeq and is a predicted model, not a curated record. Gene Ontology annotation, biological process: immune response. Lineage: Eukaryota; Evosea; Mastigamoebida; Endamoebidae. The coding region runs from base 1 to 960 and encodes 319 amino acids.